Molecule: messenger RNA, 417 nt
Organism: Beauveria bassiana ARSEF 2860
Lineage: Eukaryota; Fungi; Ascomycota; Sordariomycetes; Hypocreales; Cordycipitaceae
Exons: 2
Coding region: 1-417 (138 amino acids)
Source: RefSeq, a predicted model, not a curated record
AUGCAUGACAGAUCUUUUAACCCCGAAAAUCGUCCUCGCGUGACAACAGCCGACCUUAAUGCCGUCGUCGCAGCCUACGUGCCGUCACCACCAUGGCCACAUUCCAAAUCAAAAAUUCGUCUUUUGUUCACGUCAUCUCGACAACUCUAUCCGUCGUCGGCUGUUUCGCACGUGCUUGAGGUCUACGAUCGCACGAGGCCAAGACCCCCCGAUCGUGCGUGUCGUCGAUACUCCACAUUGGGAGCCCAAUUGGGCGGCGGAUCUACAGAAGCUGACACUUUGGGAAAAGGCCUCGAGCUAGCUAUCAAUCAGGUCAUGAUUCCGCACAACCUGAUAUUCAUUGCUUUCGCCAUCUUGACUUCGUUCCUCAGAAAUACCUCCAAGCGACUGCUGAAGAGGGCCACACUCUGUGCCUAG